Messenger RNA from Diprion similis, 797 nucleotides. RefSeq lists its product as uncharacterized. The transcript is spliced from 3 exons. The coding region runs from base 175 to 636 and encodes 153 amino acids. The record is from RefSeq and is a predicted model, not a curated record. NCBI's taxonomy places the organism in Eukaryota, Metazoa, Arthropoda, Insecta, Hymenoptera, Diprionidae.
GAUCGCCUUGAGGUAUAUAUAAGCAUUGUGUCGACCACGAGGUGAGCUCAGAACUCGUAUGAAGUCUGUACCAGUUGCUUUGCAAAGCCGGAAGUUAAUUAAACCAUCGUUGGUACUCGAUUCGAUCUACAGUGUAAUAAUUUCCCGGUUUUUCGUCACAAGGAACACUGCACCAUGAGAAACUUCGUCCUGAUUACGCUACUGGCUUUGAUGGCCCUCGAGGCAACUCUGGCAGCGCCUUCGAACCGGAAGAACGACGAUCUGCCCAAAUCGGCCGGGGAAAUCCCGGCAAUUUCACAGAAAGCGGGCGUCAAGACAACCCGCAGGAGGAAUGUGGGUCCGGCAAGAAGUCCCGGAGUCCAGAAGUACGGAUUGCGGGAUGAAUCGGUUGGGAACAACGGCCACAUCGAGAGGGUCAGCCUCAACCGGGUUUCGGCCCUCGAUGGAAGCGUCGAUGAGGUCAAAGUCGAGGCCGAAAGGCCGGGGAUCUUCGCUUACGGACUCCCGAAAAAAAUUCUGGAGAACAACGGCUUCAUCGAACGCGUUCGUGACGUAGAGGAUGUGGACAAGGGCGGAAAACGAGCGGCCAGAUCCGUACAUCAACUGCAGGAACAAUCGAAGGAUCUCAAAGCUUAGAGGGCCAAGCUGGAGCGUGAUUUCUAAGUUGAGGCUGAUUCACCGGAACGCGAUAUAAAUUCAUCCACGAACUGUGUGUGGAGAAGAAAAGCCUGAAGGUGAAGACAAGGAAAGUAGGAACUCUCUGUUGGUUACCAAAAAACAAAAAAGUAUUACUUGAA